Platichthys flesus (European flounder) is the source of this 1027-nucleotide messenger RNA. It is a transcript of the gene ormdl2, whose product is annotated as ORMDL sphingolipid biosynthesis regulator 2. Gene Ontology annotation, cellular component: endoplasmic reticulum membrane. Bases 141 to 602 code for a protein of 153 amino acids. Gene Ontology annotation, biological process: negative regulation of ceramide biosynthetic process; ceramide metabolic process; intracellular sphingolipid homeostasis. NCBI's taxonomy places the organism in Eukaryota, Metazoa, Chordata, Actinopteri, Pleuronectiformes, Pleuronectidae. The transcript has 4 exons. The record is from RefSeq and is a predicted model, not a curated record.
UGUGGUGCUGACUUGUUGGAGCAGCAGCUGCGGAUGUUCUGACUCUGCAGCCUGCAGGCGGUUCCUCUGCAGAGGGAGGGAAGGAGGGCGGGGCCACAGAAACAAGGAACUUCCUGCUGAGCCACUACAACGGAGGAAGGAUGAAUGUGGGUGUAGCUCACAGCGAAGUGAACCCCAACACGCGGGUGAUGAACAGCCGGGGGAUCUGGCUCACCUACCUGCUCCUGACGAUCGUGCUGCAUGUCGUGCUGCUCAGUAUACCGUUCUUCACCGUGCCGCUGGUCUGGACCCUCACCAACGUCAUCCACAACCUGGUGAUGUACCUGUUCCUACACACAGUGAAGGGAACUCCCUUCGAGACGCCGGACCAGGGCAAAGCUCGUCUGCUCACACACUGGGAACAGAUGGACUACGGUGUCCAGUUCACAUCUUCGCGUAAAUUCCUCACCAUCUCACCAAUCGUCCUGUAUAUUCUGGCCAGUUUCUACACAAAAUACGACGCCACACAUUUCCUGAUCAACACAAGCUCCCUCCUAAGUGUCGUCCUCCCGAAGUUGCCUCAGUUUCAUGGAGUGCGGAUUUUUGGAAUCAACAAAUACUGACAGAACUCUGGAUUAUAACCUCCAACGCUGGACUUGAGUUUUUUUUUUUUUUCUUGUUUCCGUGGAACUAUUUAAUGUUGAGAGGAGGUUUGAGGAGAAGAGUUUGAUUCGUCUUUCCUGUACAGACUGUGUGAAGUAACUUAUGAAAGCUGCAGUGUGUGCUGCGACGUGCAGCCUGAGAAGUCAUUAUUUUCUUUCCUGAUCUUUCUUGUCUGGAGUCGGACUCUUUGCUGAUCUUCAAAUAUGAGCAACAUUUGAACUGCUUUGCUUUUUAAAGGAAAUAUGUAUUUGUUACUCUGCCACAGACGUAGUUAUUUAUCAGGACUGAGAGUUCCUGGUUGUCGUGUUAUGAAUGAUGUCUUUUUCUUGAUUUACUAUGAAGGAUUUACUCGCAGCAUUCCUCCAAUAAACACUUUCAGUCUUUA